Molecule: messenger RNA, 933 nt
Organism: Aspergillus niger
Lineage: Eukaryota; Fungi; Ascomycota; Eurotiomycetes; Eurotiales; Aspergillaceae
Exons: 5
Coding region: 1-933 (310 amino acids)
Source: RefSeq, a predicted model, not a curated record
AUGUCUCGUCUCACAGUUGUAGUUAUCGGCGCUACUGGAUCGCAGGGCGGCCCGGUCGCUAGGGAGCUCUUGAAAAACCCGCAUCUGUACUACGUCAGGGCUUUGACGCGCGAUCCGACUAAGCCAGCAGCGCAAGAGCUGGCAAGGCUUGGGGCAGAAGUUCAGGCGUUUGAUCUCAAUGCAGGCAUUGAAAGCCUUCUUCGAGCAUUUACGGGCGCCGAUGCCGUCUUUGCUAUGACAGACUUUUGGGCAACACGAUCAGCACAGAAGGAGACUAUCCAGGGACGAAGCAUUGUAGAUGCUGCAGCUCGAACCUCGACCAUUCGGCAUUUCAUUUGGAGCUCGCUCCCAGAUCCCGAGAAGGUAUCCGGGGGCAUACUGAGAAACAUUCAUCACUGGAAGAGCAAGAGUGUAGUUGCAGACUACAUACAGCAGCAGUACCCACAGUUGUGGGGCAAGACUACUGUCGUGCUCUUCCCCAAUUAUUUCGAGAACUGCCUGUCUCAUCCCGAACGCUACCUCUCACAACCUGGCGUGUAUCAUAUGUACUUGCCGCAUAGCCCGUCCACUGCCAUGCCGAACGGAUCAAUUCGCGAUACAGGCAAGCUUGUUCGAGUGAUCCUGGAAGCUGAGGCUACUUACUUUACAAAGACCGUGGCCUUCUAUAGUGAAGCCAUCUCGGAGGCGGAGAAACAAGCUAUGAUUGGCAAAAAAUACGGCUUACAGACAAUGUACCAUGUAAUAAGUCCCGAUGAGCAUCGAAAGAAGCUGGAGAGUCAAGGUCUAUCUCCUGAGAUUGCCUUGGAUUAUACCGAGCAGCUUCUGAUGUUCGAAAAAUUCGGAAACGUGUGUGAGGCAUCAGAAUUCAUCCAGGCCAGAGAGAUUCCGGGGCUUCACCUUCAGUCGUGGGCUGAGUUCCUCGAAAGAAAAUGA